UCCAGCAGAAGUCGGUGAGAGAUGAACGAUGGCGUCUGUUUUAGAACUGCUUCAUGAAACGCUGGACAACCUGGAAGAAGACAAGCUGAAGAGAUUCAAAAGCAUCCUGAGACAUGAUGGACCAAUUCCAGUUUCUAAACUGGAGAAGGCCGAUGUCACGGACACGGUGGAUAAAAUGUUGGAGUGUUUUGGAUCGGAAGGAGCUGUGAAGAUCACAAUAAACAUCCUGAGAAAGAUGAACCAGAAUCAGUUGGCUGAACAGUUGGAGAUGAAGCACAAAGAAGUGAUUCAAAGAGCCCAUUUAAAGCCUGUAGAGAAGCAAACAGAGUAUUUUGCGCUGGAUGAAUUCUUCAAAAAUCAGAAAUCGAACAUGUUUGCUCAUUGUUCACAGAUUUUAAAAGAGAAAGAGAGAGAUAGAGAGAGAGACAAAGAAAUAGAAGCGGAGAUACAGAAAGAGAGAGAGAGAGACAGAGAGAGAGACAGAGAAAGAAAGAGAGAAAGACAGAGAGAGAGAGAACAAGACCGAGAGAGAGACAGAGAGAGAGAGAGAAAAUGAAUCAGCUCCUCUACAGAAAAAAUGAUUUUAAUAUCUGAAAUAAAGUACUGCACAGGUCUCUCUAAGAAAACAUAUCUACAGUAUGGUAAUAAAUCAUCGUCCCUGUCAACUCAUUUUUUAUCUCUUGUAUCACUACACACU
This is a messenger RNA of Paramisgurnus dabryanus, 697 nucleotides long. The record is from RefSeq and is a predicted model, not a curated record. Lineage: Eukaryota; Metazoa; Chordata; Actinopteri; Cypriniformes; Cobitidae.